GUCCUUUUAUGGAGGAUCGUGAUGUAUGGACCAUCCCUCUGAUGCGGCUUAGGAGCUUAGAGACGACUAUAAAAGAUCUCAAAAAACAUACUCGUUCCUGUCUCUUAUCUGACACGCGUCUUCGUUGCUUCAUCGCUGCGGUAGAAUGGCUCCAAAAAAGGUAGAAGCAAAAAAGCCAGAAGCAAAAAAGCCAGAAGCAAAAAAAGAGGCGCCUAAGCCAGCACCUCCACCCGAGCCGGAGAAACCCAAAGUGCCAGAGUUUGACCCGAAAAGCAUUACGAUUGAGUUUACAGCCGAACAGAUCGAAGAGUUUAAAGAGGCAUUCAUGCUGUUCGACAGAACGCUUGCCGGGGAAAUGAAGAUUACUUACGCUCAGUGCGGUGAUGUCAUGAGGGCGCUGGGUCAGAACCCCACCAAUGCAGAAGUCAUUAGAGUACUGGGCAAACCCAAAGCUGAGGAAAUGAACACCAAACUGAUCGAUUUUGAGACAUUCCUGCCAAUGUUCCAACACGUGUCCAAGUCUAAAGAUCAGGGCACGUUUGAGGAUUUUGUUGAGGGGCUGCGAGUGUUUGACAAGGAGGGCAAUGGCACCGUAAUGGGGGCUGAACUACGGCACGUGCUUGCAACUUUGGGUGAGAAGAUGACCGAAGCCGAGGUAGAGCAACUGAUGGCAGGACAGGAAGAUGGAAACGGCUGCAUCAACUAUGAAGCUUUUGUAAAACACAUCAUGGCUGGAUAAACAAGAGGUUAGGGGAAUUAUUAAUGACUUGAAUUAUUAAUGUAAUACUAAUGUUUUUAUGCAAUUAUAGUACACCAACAAUAAAUGUCUGUAGUAAAUACCUCAAAUAAUGUAUUUAACAUUUUAAACAUUAUAAUGAAUGCUAUUGAGAUUUAAAAUGUCAUAGUAAAUCCCACACUCUAAAAAUGAGUUAUUUUUGACCCAUAAUGGGAAAAUAUUGGACAGA
Messenger RNA from Misgurnus anguillicaudatus (oriental weatherfish), 965 nucleotides. RefSeq names its product myosin, light chain 4, alkali; atrial, embryonic (gene myl4). NCBI's taxonomy places the organism in Eukaryota, Metazoa, Chordata, Actinopteri, Cypriniformes, Cobitidae. Gene Ontology annotation, molecular function: calcium ion binding. Gene Ontology annotation, cellular component: myosin II complex. The record is from RefSeq and is a predicted model, not a curated record.